UGCAAACACAAACUGAAGACCCAACACCAUGAGCUCCUUUACAAUAUCUGCAGCCGUUUUAAUGAUCAGCAGGCCAUGGUUCAUUAUGUUUCUACUCUGCUCCGGUCCACUGAAAGCCCAGCUGGGGACUACCCCCAACAUUAAACACAUUGUGGUGGGACGGUGUUUCAAUUACAUCACACUAGUUAACCCCAGUCUAAGGUUGGACUGUGAGGAGAUCUGGAGACAGUUUGAGGAGGCGGUUGUCCGUCAGUCCUCUUGUAAUGUCACUGUGGAGGAUUAUAAUCACAUGUUUUAUGCAAUGGCACAAACCUGGCCCUGUGAUAGGUUCCUCUUCUGGAGUAAAACCAGGACACUGAUGCACAUCUACGCAGCUGUUGUCCCUCACUACUGGACCCUGGAGGACACGCUGGUUGGCUACAUGUUUAAUGACCUCAUCUGGUGUGGACAAGAGGAAGACUCCGGUUUUGAUUUCAGUUCUUGUCCGGAGUGGUCGGCCUGUAGGAAUCAUCCAGUGUAUUCCUUGUGGAGGCAAGCCUCACAAAAUUUUGCAGAAAUGGCAUGUGGAAACAUCACCGUGUUACUGAAUGGGUCUAUUGUCAACGCGUUCAGUAGGAAAAGCAUGUUUGGGAGUGAUGAACUGGACAGUCUGAACGCAUGCCGGGUGGAUUACGUUAACAUAAAAGUGGUGACCAAUCUAGAUGGACCUUUUAUAGAGUCAUGUAGUGAAGGAUCCAUUGUAGACCUGAUCCAGAUCCUCCAGUCCAGAGGGUUCCGCUGGACUUGCACAGACAACGAGGAGACCCUGAUGAUCCUUCAGUGUAUCCAGAACCCCAAACAAGCCUCCUGCCAAACAUGUGGGAGCAGCCUCUCGCAGUUAAAGAGCCUCACAUUAACCUGACCCCUCCCCCCCACCUCAGAGAGUCAGCAUGUAUUAUGAUAUUGUUUUUUUAAAGAUGGAUACACUCAAACUGGAUGCUCAAAAGAUUUCCUGUAUUAAAGCUGACUGUUCUCUUACUUCCAUUCACUUUUCAUUGAUCCCAUUUGAUUAGG
Messenger RNA from Trematomus bernacchii (emerald rockcod), 1053 nucleotides. Its product is annotated as ADP-ribosyl cyclase/cyclic ADP-ribose hydrolase 1-like. Gene Ontology annotation, cellular component: plasma membrane. The coding region runs from base 29 to 901 and encodes 290 amino acids. The record is from RefSeq and is a predicted model, not a curated record. The transcript is spliced from 9 exons. Gene Ontology annotation, biological process: positive regulation of B cell proliferation. NCBI's taxonomy places the organism in Eukaryota, Metazoa, Chordata, Actinopteri, Perciformes, Nototheniidae. Gene Ontology annotation, molecular function: NAD+ nucleosidase activity; phosphorus-oxygen lyase activity.